AUGAGUGACCCCGAAUCCGACGAAAUAAAACCUUCUUUAUCAAAAGAUGAUUGGAAACAAAAAUUUAUUGAACGGAUUCGAAAUCCAUCAUAUUAUGAAAAAACUAAACCUUCCUUACCGAAUUCACCUGAACCUGAAUUAUGGGGAAAAUAUCGAAAAAAUCUUUCAGAAUAUUUGGAGUAUUCCAUGUAUUUUGAACCUAUUCGGUCGGAAUUACAUCUUAUUGAUAGUUUAAUAUUCCAAGAUCCUAGUGCAGAUGACAAUAAAAUUAUUAGUGAAUAUACAAAAACACUAAUUCACAGUAAAAGUACACCCAAUACAAAGCUUUCUAGGGAAAUUGACACAAAUCCAUAUUCCUACUACAAAAAUGUAAGAAAGAAAAGUCGUAAUAAGAGAUUUGCAAAAAAUUUGCUUGCUGCAACAAGAGAAUUGGAAAAUUCAAAAUACGAUUUCUUUGAACGAGCAAAAUUUCCGAUGUCAAUUAUUACCGACAAGAAUAUUACAUCUAUCAUAAAUGAAUAUAAAACUAUUAUGAAGAUAGAUUUAAAAAGAAAUGUAAUUUGA
Molecule: messenger RNA, 564 nt
Organism: Dentiscutata erythropus
Lineage: Eukaryota; Fungi; Glomeromycota; Glomeromycetes; Diversisporales; Gigasporaceae
Source: the annotation of a GenBank genome assembly